This is a messenger RNA of Hyaloscypha bicolor E, 1290 nucleotides long. RefSeq names its product Mur ligase. Lineage: Eukaryota; Fungi; Ascomycota; Leotiomycetes; Helotiales; Hyaloscyphaceae. The coding region runs from base 1 to 1290 and encodes 429 amino acids. Gene Ontology annotation, molecular function: tetrahydrofolylpolyglutamate synthase activity; ATP binding. Gene Ontology annotation, cellular component: cytosol; cytoplasm; mitochondrion. The transcript has a single exon. Gene Ontology annotation, biological process: tetrahydrofolylpolyglutamate biosynthetic process. The record is from RefSeq and is a predicted model, not a curated record.
AUGGCGGCAUUUCUCCGCAAGGGACCUGCGUCCCGGCCGUGGGCAUCCCUCCAUUCUGCGACACGAUGUUCCUCACUCAUCUUCUCACGCGCCAUCUCGAAAGAACGGAGCUUUGAAAAGGCUGUCGAACUGCUGGAAACCCUCCAGUCGAACAAGCAAGUGGUGAAGACUCUCUCUACUUCUGGACAAGAUGCCAAUGCCGUCGCGAUCCCGGAAAUGUUAGGCCUGCUACGCAAAGUCGGUUACCCUCCCGAGGAUUUCACCGACCGCCUCAACUUCAUCCAUGUUGCCGGGACAAAGGGAAAGGGGAGCGUUUGCGCAAUGGUGGAAUCGAUUCUGCUGCAAUACAAGGGAAGUACUGGUGAAAGUCAGAAGGGCACAUUGGGGAAAAUUGGUCUCUACACCUCGCCCCAUCUGACGACUGUUAGAGAACGAAUACGAAUCGAUGGCAUCACCUUGUCAAAACGAAUAUUUGCUCGCCAUUUCUUCUCCCUUUGGGAUCGAUUCAGUAACGCAGACUGCGAGACGAGACCGAGCUACUUUAGAUACUUGACAAUUAUGGCCCUACAUACAUUCAUACAAGAGGGAGUCGAAACUGCAAUUAUUGAGUGUGGCAUCGGCGGCGAGUACGAUAGUACAAACAUAUUGCCUCAAGGUUCGGUCACAGCAACUGGAAUCACAAGCUUGGGGAUCGAUCAUGUUGGGAUGCUGGGUGAAACGAUCGAAGAGAUCGCUUGGCACAAAGCUGGAAUCAUGAAAGGAGGUGUACCAGCAUUCACAGUCAAGCAAUCCCCGGAUGCGCAAGGUGUUCUCGAGAAACGGGCCUCUGAAAAGGGGGCCGAUCUGGCAGUUGUGGAGCCCUCUUCGGCCACAGAGGAGCUCAAGCUAGGACUGGGCGGCGAAUUUCAAAAUGAGAAUGCCGCUCUUGCGACGUCCCUCGCUGCUUGUCAUCUCAGGAGGCUCGGCAUCUGUCGCGAUGUGCCUGAACCUGGGCCCACCGCCCUAGACACUCUGCCUGGCAACUUUGUAGCUGGCUUGCAAACUGUGGAAUGGCCAGGGCGGUGUCAGAUUCUGAAAGAUGGAAAUCUUACAUGGUACCUAGAUGGCGCGCACACUUCAGACAGUAUUCGAGCUGCCGCUACUUGGUUUCACGGCCAUUUGGUACAAGCUCAAGCGGAGCCGAAUCCACCUUCUGCCACAAUGUUAAUCUUCAAUCAGGAAGAUCGGGAUGUUGAAAGGGCAAUCUGCAAGCCCGGUGCACGUGCGCAAGCACGUGCACCAGCCACCUGA